AACCAGUUAGAGUUGUUACUGACAAUCACUACGUAAUUGAUAAUAUAAUAAACUAAAGCAGUUCCUAUCAAACUAGCGUCAGUUUUCUAUAACCUUCUAUACUAAAAAGGUGACACAAAACCCAUAGGGACAAAGCUUAAGUGAAAAAUUCAUGAAACAACUUUAGAAGAAGGCCAUAGCAACACCCCUAAAUUACAUUUAAUUACAUAAUAAAAACUAUUAUAUAUAUAUUAUAUAAAAAUAUAAUAUUUAUAUAUAAAGUGGUUUGUUCCCAUUUCUUCAUAGACAGACGUAAAAUAUCUGAAUAUCUGAAUAUCAUUUAUAAUCUUGUUGUUAAAAUUUCAUAGCAUAUCAUCUGAUCUCAUUACUACCUUUUUCUGUAUAUAAACAAUUCUAGAUCGACUUCAUUAGGACUAUUUGAUUAAUAUUUCAUAUUUUGUCAUUACUUCCAAAAUCUUUAAUAUAUUAUCAUGAAAGUAUCAACUUCAAGUCUGCGUUAUUUCAUAAUAACAGUUCUACUUUUGAUAGCCAACAUUGUAACUUCAAAUGAAAUUCAACAACCUUUAUCAGCAUUCAAAUUCCAUCCCUUUGAUUCUCCUGAGUUUUGUUCUCAAAUAAUAACUCCUUCAUGUAAUACUACCUUUUCAUACAUUGAUGAAUUAAAUAAAAGCAUAAGACCAUUUUUAUCAGAUCUUAUUAAAACUUCAUAUUUCAAAUAUUUUAAAGUUGAUUUAGAUAAACAAUGUAAAUUUUGGAGUGCUCAACAUUUCUGUGCAACUGAGAAUUGUGCUGUUGAAAUCUUACCUCCUGAUCAAUUUAAUUGGUCAAAUAUUCAUAAUGACUCCCUUAAACCAAGUCAAUUAGGAAAAAUUAAUCGUGCAGAUUCAACUGCUAUUGAUAAUUCAAUAGAAACUGAAGCUAUAGAUACUUGUGAAGAUUUAGAUUAUUCUCAUUUUGAUGAAGAUCAUGCAUGUGUAUAUGUUAAUUUAUUAAAUAAUCCUGAAAGAUUUACUGGUUAUGGAGGUAAUCAAUCUUUUGAUGUUUGGAAAGCUAUUUAUAGUGAGAAUUGUUUCCCAAAUACAAAUCCAAUGUCAAUGAAAAAUCUUGAUGCUGAACCUGAACAAUGUAUUGAAAAAAAUGUCUUUUAUAGAAUUGUUAGUGGUUUACAUGCAUCAAUUGCUGUUCAUUUAUCAAAUGAAUAUUUAGAUGCUGAAACUGGUGAAUUUUAUCCAAAUUUAAAAGUUUUCAUGGAAAGAGUUGGAUCUUUCAAUGAUAGAUUAUCUAAUAUUUAUUUUAAUUAUGCUAUUGUAUCCCAAUCGAUUGUUAGAUUGGCUCAAAUUUUACCCUUGAAACAAUUUAUUCAAAGUGGUUAUGAUGAUAUAUCUCCAGCUCAAAAGCAAAUUUUUGACCAAAUUGGUAAUGUAGAAUCUGUUGAUGUUUAUGAUGAUUUAUUAUUACAAGAAAUUAUUCCAUCUUUAUCUCAAAACACUUUAUUUGAUACUUCGACCUUAUUUUCUGAGGAUCCUUUAUUAAAGAAUGAAUUUAGAGCUAGAUUUAAAAAUAUUAGUGCUAUAAUGGAUUGUGUUGGUUGUGAUAGAUGUAGAAUGUGGGGUAAGAUCCAAACUAUUGGUUAUGGAACAGCAUUAAAAAUCUUAUUUGAAGAUGAAGCAGCUGAAAAUUUAAAAUUUAGAAGAAUUGAAAUUGUGGCAUUGAUUAAUACCUUUGAUAGAUUAUCUAAAUCGAUUGCUUCUAUUAAUAAUUUUAAAUCGAUGUACUUGAAGCAUUUAGAAGAUGUUGAAAAGGGUAUAGCCAAACCUGGUGAAUAUGAAACUAUUCGUAAUAAAGCUAAAGGUUUAGGAUUCCCAUUCUUUGCAACUGCUCCACAAUUUAAAGAUGACGAAAAAGUAGUUAGUUCUUUAUCGUCAACUUUAUCAGUUUCAUCGGCUUCUGAAUCUUCUACUUCUGUAACGUCGACUCCUCCAUCUAAGAAAUUAGGUUUCUUCUCUCCAGUUGAAGUUGAAAAGUUGUUGGAUCCAUCCAAACGUUCAUUUAUUGAUGAACUCAAAAUCGCCAUCUUCGAUGUUUCUGAUGCUGUCAAAUUCAUUUUGAAUAGUUAUAUAACUUUCCCAUCCACUAUUUUCAAAAUUACGGUUACUUAUGCUUCCCAAUUAUGGGAUGAAUUAAUUGGAGCUCCAACUAGAUUUAAAUAUGAAAGCCCUAUUUCUAUUAAGAAUGAUGAACAAGAGAAAUAUGCAGCAUUAUUUGAUAAUUAGCUUAGUAUAUAUCGUAAGUUGUAAAUACUGUAUAGAUUAAAGUGUUCAAUAUACUUUUGAAUUUCGACAGAUUGCUGCGAAAAAUUAACAAUUCUCAGAAAGAACCCCUUUAUGUAGCAUAACCCCAAAGUAUAAAAUGUAAAGUUUUUCGAACAUUUUAAAUAAAAUGCAUGUUACAAAUUGGAGCCGCUAUGCAAUGAACUGUAGGAAAGAUUUCAUAUCGAUUUCAUAUUGAUUUUCAUGAGAUUGCAGAUAACUACAUGAUAGCUAAAAAUCACAAA
Molecule: messenger RNA, 2554 nt
Organism: Scheffersomyces amazonensis
Lineage: Eukaryota; Fungi; Ascomycota; Pichiomycetes; Serinales; Debaryomycetaceae
Gene: ERO1
Product: ER oxidoreductin
Exons: 1
Coding region: 471-2273 (600 amino acids)
Biological process (GO): protein folding in endoplasmic reticulum
Cellular component (GO): endoplasmic reticulum membrane; endoplasmic reticulum
Molecular function (GO): thiol oxidase activity; protein-disulfide reductase activity; FAD binding
Source: RefSeq, a predicted model, not a curated record